UGUGCUGAGUUGCUCAUGGGCAGAGAGAGAGAGGGAGAGAAAGAUAAAGCAGACGGUUGAUAUACAGAGUGACAGUUCAGGAAAGUCACACUGUGAACCAUGGCUCUGCAUGGCAGAGCACUGCCACUUCUGGCUUUGCUGCUGUUGCUGACAGAGUCACAGGCUCAGACAUCUUAUGCCUGUGGGCGGGCGCCUCUCAGUUCCAGGAUCGUUGGGGGUGAGUCGGCCCUGUCAGGGUACUGGCCCUGGCAAGCCAGCCUGCACCGGAAUGGGGCCCACACAUGUGGGGGGACUCUGAUCAACACCCAGUGGGUGCUGACGGCUGCUCACUGCUUCAGGAGCUACCCGAUAGCGAGUCAGUGGACAGUGUACCUGGGCCGUCUGACACAGGUGGGCUCCAACCCCAACGAAGUGUCCAGGUCGGUCCAACAGAUCUUCGUGCAUCCAGGCUAUGACUCCAUCACCCAAAACAACGACAUCACCCUGCUGAGGCUGAGCAGUUCUGUCUCCUUCAACAACUACAUCCAGCCCGUCUGUCUGGCCGACAGCAGCAGCUCCUUCUACACUGGGACCAGCUGCUGGGUCACUGGCUGGGGCUACACAGCUGAGGGGGUGUCUCUGUCAGGGAACCAGACCUUGCAGGAGGUCCAGCUGCCCAUCAUUGGGAACAGGCAGUGUGGGUGUCUGAGUGAUGUGGUCUUUGGAGCGAACAGCAUCACAGCCAACAUGAUCUGUGCGGGAGUGCUGCAGGGGGGCAAGGACUCCUGCCAGGGGGACUCAGGAGGUCCUGUUGUCUGCAAGCAGGGCUCUGCCUGGGUUCAGGCUGGUAUUGUGAGUUUCGGUUAUGGCUGUGCCCGGCCCAGUCUCCCAGGGGUGUACACCAGGGUGUCCCAGUACCAGGGCUGGAUUAACGGACAAGUGGGGUCGGGAGCCACAGGCUUUGUGACCUUCACCUCCAGUGGCACAGACGCUGACAGCAGCUUUACUUGUGGUUCCUCUAAUGCUGUCAGGGCCCAGAGUGUGGGAGAGCACCCCUGAGUACCAGGAUUGUGGGGGGUGACUCUGCCCCAAAGGGGUACUGGCCCUGGCAGGUCAGCCUACAUUACUAUGGGCGUCACAGGUGUGGAGGAUCCCUGA
Lepisosteus oculatus (spotted gar) is the source of this 1137-nucleotide messenger RNA. NCBI's taxonomy places the organism in Eukaryota, Metazoa, Chordata, Actinopteri, Semionotiformes, Lepisosteidae. The record is from RefSeq and is a predicted model, not a curated record.